AUGGCAGGGAGUAAUCCAAAACUGAUGCAUCUCAGACUGAACUGUUUUAAAUUGGAGCCAAAUUGGGAGCACAUUUUGGAAGGGAUAGAAUAUGGAGUAUGGGAGGAGAAAGAAAAGAAGAAGAGACCGAGGAAUUUCAAAGACCAUUACAUCUACAGAGUGGAAGAAAUCGACUGUCAGAAUGGUCUUGAUUUCGAGAGAAAGAGUGAUGGAAUGAUUGGGACAGUCAUGCAUCAGUCUGACCAGAUCGAUUUCUUUGUGUGGCAUGAUAUACAAUUCUGA
Molecule: messenger RNA, 282 nt
Organism: Caenorhabditis remanei
Lineage: Eukaryota; Metazoa; Nematoda; Chromadorea; Rhabditida; Rhabditidae
Exons: 2
Coding region: 1-282 (93 amino acids)
Biological process (GO): embryo development
Source: RefSeq, a predicted model, not a curated record